Molecule: messenger RNA, 1912 nt
Organism: Dicentrarchus labrax (European seabass)
Lineage: Eukaryota; Metazoa; Chordata; Actinopteri; Moronidae
Gene: cunh16orf89
Product: chromosome unknown C16orf89 homolog
Exons: 8
Coding region: 91-1155 (354 amino acids)
Cellular component (GO): membrane; cytosol
Source: RefSeq, a predicted model, not a curated record
AGGAGAGACAGCCUGUCCUCCCUGCUCCUCUCUCAGUCUCUGGUCGGAGAAGCCCCCGGAGCCUCCACACUGGGACUAUCCGAUGAGAAGAUGCGGGCCGCGGGGCAGCAGCUGGCCGCCGCGCUGCUCCUGUUUGCCGCAGUGUGCGGGGCAGCGCGGGCCGAGGUGAUCGAUGACAUCCUGGGCAGCCUCAACAGGGGAGCAUCCUUCCUGGAGCGGCAGCAUGAGCACAUCAACCUGGACGGGGUGGUCGGGUUCCUCAUGCUGCAGGCUGAACUGAAGGAGGCGGUUCGGACGUGGCCCCACAGCGACCCGGUCAGCUGGGCUCAGAGAACCACCGCCGUCGCUCUCGUCAAACGUCUCGACCAAACCUUCGACAAGGCCGUCGCUGCCCUGCAGCAGAACGACCCAAAGUACUACAGAGAGUUCGAGCCUCUGAUGUCGUGGACUUUCUGGGUGAUUCCUCCCGGGUUGAGCGCCACAGAUCCGAGCCUGGUCUACCCGUCCACCGUGACCACCGAGUGCUACGACGAGCAGCUCAGUGACAAAUGUCUGACCUUGCUGCUGGGAACCUGGAAGAUGAACGGGACGCCAUGCAUCGUCACCAAACCCUGCCGGGACACCAUGACUCAAUUCGGUUGUCCACACUACUCUCUGUCCCACCAGCUGCUCUACUUCAUGAUCGGGAAAAUGCGAGGCUGCACCAACCUGCUGAAAGGCGACACUCGACCGUCCCGAGAGAACAUGACCGAACGCAGCUACGAGAAGAUCUUCUGCUCCAACAUGAUGAAGACCAACCAGGACAUCAUCAGAGACGGUCUGACCGAGCAGACGGUCGACAUCUUCAUUGAGAACAUCCUGAUUUGCGGAUUGGCCGGUUUCUCCGACUUCUACAAAGCUGAUUGGCUGCAGCACAUCCUCAGGCUGCAGGAUGAGGAAGUGGGCUGCUUCGGGAGAGACAAGAGCGUCAUCUCUCAGAUCAUUGGAGACGAGCUGCUGGAACAACUGCAGCCUCACAGGAGAGUGAAGAGGAGGGAGAAAAUACUUCCAGACGGCUGUUCCAGUCACAUGACGGCGGUGGCUGUCGGCGCUCUGGGAGGAUACCUGAACUACUACCUGUCAGAACAGGACAUAACGAAGAGGCCGCUCUCCUGAAACCUCCCUCCCUCCCCCCAGCCUCCCUCCCUCCUCAUGGGGUUCGUUCACAUUAGAAAAACGCUGUAGAUCAUCAGGUAGAGAUGCUCUUCACGGCUGGAGACUGACUCCCGACACAAUAUGUUGCUUCAUGAACAUAGUCGUAAGAUGAUGAAAAUGCUUAAUAAAACGCUGGGAUGUGGCUGUUUUGACACAAAAUGUAUUUCUACCUAUAUUUCUUCAUUUUGUAUUCUGUGAUUAUAAUGAGGAAGAUGCUGAAUCCCAAUAAAGACGCCUUUAGAAAGUAGUGAUGCUCCAAUCCCACAGGAAGUGAUCAGGAUUCUUGGUUACUCUUUACAGAGAAGUAGUUAAUAAACAGUGACUCUGAUCUUCAACCAGCUAUCGUCAAAGAGCAGUUCGUGUUCCUGUCCAUGUGGAGUUGGACAUGCUGCUGUUGUCUCCAGUUACAGGCAGGCAGGCGGCCUGUGGAUGCAACGAGCUAGCAGGGUCUCUUACAGUGUGUCAGAUUACACACAGGAAGUUUUCAAGCCUGUUUCAAGCUUUGACGCUCCUGUGUUAGCCAGCUCUCCCGUAGUGCUUUAAACUCUCAGUCCAGGCAGUGUCUGCACAGCUAACUGGGCUAACUAGCUAACAGCCACUGCAAUUAGUUUGUUAGCGGUUACUUUAGCAACAAGCAAAGCUAUCUGUUGUCCAUAGUAUAUAAUAAAGUUAUAACAUGUUUCAUAAAAUGAAUGAAAUAAAAAUUCAUUAAAUUCAA